AAGGCGGGGUCUGAGCAGGACCUGUCGGGUCCGUGCUUAGUGGGCGGUAGGUGGUGGGGUUGCGACCCUUCCGUCUUACCGCCCACCCCUCGCCCGUGUCCUGCACCUGCAGACAGGAGAGGUUUAUGCACAGCGUUUAGGCAUCAUGCAGCCUUUAGGUUCUACUUUAACGGCAACUUAUGCCCACCCUAGACCAACACCAACCAACUUUCUUCCAGCCAUCAGCACCAUGACAUCAAGCUAUAAGGACCAAUUCCCUCACUACAAUUUGACGCAUAGCUUGAGCCUUCCUUGGAAACCAAGCACAUACUACAAAACAUUCUCCAACUUCCCGACCUUGGACCCUUACUGCACCAGAUCUCAGAGGGUGUCCGAGAGCACCAUGCGUCCCUUUGUUUCCAACAGAACCACUCUGUUCACCAGAUACACUCCUGAUGAUUGGUACAGGUCCAAUCUAACCAACUAUCAAGAGUCCGACACUUCUCGCUAUAACUCAGAGAGACUGAGAGUGGAUACAUCCCGCCUGAUUCAAGACAAGUAUCAACAAACAAGAAAAACCCAGGCAGAUUCCACCAAAAAUUUGGGAGAACGAGUCAAUGACAUAGGGUUUUGGAAGUCUGAAAUAAUUCAUGAGUUGGAUGAAAUGAUUGGAGAGACAAACGCACUCACUGAUAUUAAGCAAAAAUUAGAGAGGGCUUUGAUGGAGACUGAAGCACCUCUUCAGGUAGCCCGAGAAUGUCUAUUUCAUCGGGAAAAGAGAAUGGGAAUAGAUCUAGUUCAUGAUGAAGUUGAAACACAACUGCUGACGGAAGUUGAUAUUAUUCUGUGUUGUCAAGAAAGAAUGAAGCUCCAUUUGGAUAAGGCUAUUGCCCAACUUGCGGCUAACAGAGCUUCCCAGCACGAGCUGGAGAAGGAUCUGAGUGAUAAGCAGACGGCUCACCGGAUUGACGAUAAAUGCCACCACCUGCGCAACACUUCCGACGGCGUCAGCUACUUCCGCGGGGUGGAGAGGGUUGAUGCCACGGUCUCGGUGCCCGAGUCCUGGGCCAAAUUCACAGAUGACAAUAUUCUGCGCUCCCAGAGUGAACGGGCAGCCUCUGCCAAGCUAAGAGAUGACGUUCAAAACCUUUUGGUUGUGACUGCCAAUGAGAUGUGGAAUCAGUUCAACAGAGUGAACUUAGCAUUCACCAAUCGUAUUGCUGAGACUGCGGAUGCGAAGAAUAAGAUUCAGAUGCACUUAGCAAAGACCCUGCAGGAGAUAUUCCAGACUGAAAUGACCAUAGAAUCCAUCAAGAAGGCCAUCAAGGACAAGUCUGCCUUCCUGAAGGUGGCUCAGACCAGAUUGGAUGAGCGAACACGGAGACCCAACAUAGAGCUCUGCCGAGACAUGGCUCAGUUACGCCUUGUCAACGAGGUAUAUGAGGUCGAUGACACCAUCCAGACCCUGCAGCAGCGCCUGAGGGAUGCAGAGGAAACCCUGCAGUCUCUGGUUCACACCAAGGCCACCCUGGAGCAUGACCUGGCUGUCAAAGCCAAUUCCCUGUACAUUGACCAGGAAAAAUGCAUGAGCAUGCGCAAGAGCUUCCCUAACACCCCGCGGCUGGUUGGCUUCUGUUAGGGACCCUGCAGUGGGGGAGUUGAUACUCCUGGGUAAAGGGCGACCCAGAGCCCUGGGUCAGCAU
Molecule: messenger RNA, 1682 nt
Organism: Tupaia belangeri chinensis (Chinese tree shrew)
Lineage: Eukaryota; Metazoa; Chordata; Mammalia; Scandentia; Tupaiidae
Gene: TEKT3
Product: tektin 3
Exons: 8
Coding region: 146-1618 (490 amino acids)
Biological process (GO): cilium movement involved in cell motility; cilium assembly
Cellular component (GO): nucleus; microtubule cytoskeleton; sperm flagellum
Source: RefSeq, a predicted model, not a curated record